Messenger RNA from Scleropages formosus (Asian bonytongue), 1703 nucleotides. It is a transcript of the gene vgll2b, whose product is annotated as vestigial-like family member 2b. The record is from RefSeq and is a predicted model, not a curated record. The transcript is spliced from 3 exons. Gene Ontology annotation, biological process: regulation of DNA-templated transcription. The coding region runs from base 393 to 1046 and encodes 217 amino acids. Gene Ontology annotation, cellular component: nucleus. NCBI's taxonomy places the organism in Eukaryota, Metazoa, Chordata, Actinopteri, Osteoglossiformes, Osteoglossidae.
GUGGGGGGGCGGACACACCGGUGGGAUGCCGGCUGACGGACAGUCUCGCCGCGCGUAAACCUGGAUACACGUGGUCCGCUCUGCAGUUUGGGCGCACGCGCUGUCGCAAUGGGCCGGGCGCGAGGCGCGGAGAUCUGCUUUGAGCUCAAUUCUGAGGUCUGCUUGUGCACUUUGUGAUCUUUCUCUUUGAAGGGCUUCGCUGCAGAGAUAGAUGCCGCUGAGCACGAGACGGCGCUUUUAAAGCACCGCCGUUUGUUUGAGAGACUCGCUGCGCGGCGCCUUCCGUCAUAAUUAGGUGGUUAAGGAGCUCCGCGCGGAGCGACUGCUGGAGGUCACCGGCCACCCGUCGCCUGGGACUCUUCAUCAGACAGCCGCCGGUCCGAGCCGCGAGCAUGCAGAAGGCGGCCGAGGGGCCCCGGCACGAGGACGCGCACGCGGAGAGGCGCGAGAGCCCGGAGGCGGAGUACCUGGGCUCGCGCUGCGUGCUCUUCACCUACUACCGCGGGGACAUCAGCAGCGUGGUGGACGAGCACUUCUCGCGCGCGCUCAGCUCGUACGCGGAGGGCAAGAAGCGCGCCGCCGACGCCGGACCAGACAGCCCAGCCUCCAGCAGCCAUCGCAGCUUCCCUCCUUCCUUCUGGGACAGUAACUACCCGUCCCCCCACAGCCGGACGCACUCCGAGAGGGCCGGCCCCUAUUCCGUGGACCCGUAUUCUCCAGCACUGCACCCGGGACUCCCUCACCCCCAUCCGCAUCCAUCGGAGUCCUGGGGCUACGCUCAGAGUCAGGCGUACGCCUCGGCGCGGCCUCUGCACGAACUGUACACCCCCGCCGGGCUGGAGCCCCACUACGGCCCCCUGCUGAUGCCCGCUGUGCGACCCGCCCACCUGGCCGCCCUCCCUGGCCACUAUGAUGUCAGCAAGCUGGACGGCGCCCCCUCCUGGCCUGGCCUGCUGCCACCUGGCGAUGUGGCUCAGACACUGGCUCUGAACAUGGACACAGGCGUCCAGCAUCACAAGAAAGGCAAGGAGGUCUACUGGUUCUAAUGAGGCUCGUCGCAUCGAGGCACCGCGGCGGGCUGCAGUCGCACCCUCUUUCUGUGUCCCGGCUGGACUGGAGGGUCCGUGGUGGGGUGGGGUGGGACGGGACGGGGCGGGGCGGGGCGGGGCGGGGCGGGGCACAGGGAUCCUGGUCACCAUGGACACGAAACACGUGAUGAUGACUCUCGCAACAGUGGAGGGGCGCCAGAGGAGUUUCCCACACUGACCCAGUGCUCAGCGGAGCUCCGGUGUGGCCCCCCGGGGCUCUUGGGCUUCUGAGGGACAUGGAGCCGAAGCGGAAGUGACGCUGCGGCGCCGAGACGCCCCCCGCUGUCUGACUCUCGCCACUAGCACUGGGGCGAAAUCCGUGACGGGCGCUGGGAAAAUAUCGUUUCUGUGUCCGGCGUUUACGUGUGAGUGUUUUAGUGUUUUUACUGAUACGUUUCUGGAAGUGUGUGUGCAGUCGGUGGGGGGUGGGGUGUCACUGUCCUCUGGUGGGACGUGUGAAAACAGGACGUCGUAUUGCAGGUUUUUAUGUGUUAUUAAAAAGCCAGGCCUGGAGUUCCACACACAUUCACACUGUGGCUGCGGUCAUGUGCAGCAGGUCCUUGUGCGGUGUGUGGAUGAAAGGACACGGACAGAUGGACACACACACACACACAC